Molecule: messenger RNA, 794 nt
Organism: Kickxella alabastrina
Lineage: Eukaryota; Fungi; Kickxellomycota; Kickxellomycetes; Kickxellales; Kickxellaceae
Product: Sybindin-like protein
Exons: 1
Coding region: 177-722 (181 amino acids)
Biological process (GO): endoplasmic reticulum to Golgi vesicle-mediated transport
Cellular component (GO): TRAPP complex
Source: RefSeq, a predicted model, not a curated record
AUUUAACUGUUUUUUCUGCACUGUGAUUGGCCAAACACAAAUAGGGUGCAUUUAACUUUCACUAUUUUUUCACACUUAAUUUAUCCCGUCGAUUCGUUGAAAAUUGAAUUUCCUUUUCAAUCCCCUUCUUCACUUUAAUUUUUCACUUUGCAUUCAAUACAACCUUUAAUCGUAAAAUGGUCGUAGUCUACAACCUCUACAUUUUUGACAGAUAUUGCGAAUGCAUUUUCUACACCGAGUGGAAUCGCCCCAACACACAUCUGACCAGCACCCGGCAUUCCACCGACCUCAGCCGGCCCCCCGUCUGGCCCAGCGCGCAGUCCCCGCGCAACACGCCCAUGGAAGAAGAGGCCAAGUUGGUUUAUGGUGUGGUCUUUUCUACCCGCAACAUAAUAAACAAACUCAAUUCCAAGGACAGCUCCAAAGGAGGAAACCCCGGAGGAUUCCUAUCCUUUGCUACAAACACUUACAGGCUGCAUUACUACGAGGCACUGUCGGGCGUAAAGUUUGUUAUAACAACAGAUGUGGCGACUAACAAUAUGGAGCCUGCCUUGGAUAUGAUAUAUAAGAACAUAUAUGUCGAGUAUGUGGUUAAGAACCCCUUGUUUUGUGUCGAUCCAAAUGUUUCGAGCCCGAUCGAAAACGACUAUUUUAGAGCCGUUUUGAAUAAUUAUAUCAAGGAGAUUUCGACUUCGUCAUCAGCUCUGUCUGCUUCUGCUUAAUUAUUAAAUGCACAUGCAUAUUUAAUCGAUGUUGAAAUUUUAUGUUUAUUAAAUCAAUUUUAUGAAUGAAAA